GGGGAGGGGGGGAAGCAGGGCUGCCCAGGCGCGGCGUUGUUGACCGCGGACCUUCUUCUUCGCCGCCACCACCCCGCCCAAGACGGAGGCGAAGCGGCUCCUGGAGCCCUUUUGGAGGACAGCUCAGCCAUGGCCAGCUUUCCCUAUUUCAGCGAAGCAGAGCUGAAGAGCCGCAAGGUUCAAUAUCUGGCCCAGAACUCCGUCGCAGCUGCCUCUCAAAUCCAGGAACUGCUGGAUUUCUUGAACUCCUUCAAGGUCCAGGUUGGGAUCCUGGGAGAGCACCGCGCAGGGGUGACCAUGCUGGUUGAGGCUCUCCUGAGCAAGCCCAGCCCAGUGACCAACCUUUUUGCUUACUUCCGGGAAGCUCAACAGCCCACGCUCUCUGCAGAGGUCCACGUCCAUCCCACCUUCCCUCACCUCGUCUUGCACGAUCUACCUGGCUUUGAGGCCACCGAGAAACCAGCUGCCUAUCUCAAGAAGCUGGGGGACCUAGAGCAAUUUAGCUGCUUUGUGAUGGUGGUGGGAACCAGGGGCUUCACAGACGUCCAUCUGCAAGUCCUUAAGGCAAUCAAGCAAAGGAAGAAAGUUUUCUUCGUGGUUCGCACCAAGAUCGACCUGGAUUUGCACACAGCUAGAAGGCGCCUUCGAUACAGACACAAUCCUGCAGAGCAGAUGAACCAGAUCCGGAAGGAGUUGUCCGAGACAUUGACCAAGGACGGAUUGGAGGCCAAGAAGCUCUUUCUAGUGUCUGGGCUGCAGAAGGAGAGAUAUGAUUUUGCUUGGUUCGAGGAUAGCUUGGAAGGAGAAGUGCUCAACUUGAAAAGGCACCAAGAGGGAACUCUGAAGGACUUCCAUGCGGUGAGUCAAAAGAUGGUCAAGGAGCUAUUUGACGUUUGCAAGUUCAACAGCUUGGCUGAAGUCCCAACAGUAAUCCAGAGUAUGCUGACCAAUCCCGCUCAAAUCCACCUGAAUGUAGCUCUGAUUGGGGAAACAGGCUCAGGAAACUCCUCUCUGAUCAAUGCGCUGAGAAGAGUAGGCCCUGAAGAGCCAGGGGCAGCCCCCACUGGAGUAGCGGAAACAACCAGGAGAGCCACAGCCUACCCGUUCCCAUCCGUCCCUAACAUGUUCCUGUGGGAUUUACCGGGAGUGGGAACGAGGGAGGACGAUGUGAAGCGCCUGGAUCUCAGCCGCUACAGCAUCUUUCUCUUGGUGGCCUCGGAGCGCUACAAGCACAUCCACAGCUGUCUGGCCAAAAUUAUUGCUUCGGAAGGGAAACAGUCUUUCUUUGUGAGGAACAAGAUAGACGUAGACAUGGAAGCCCAAGGUGGAAACCAACCCGAGUUGAAGGAGAAACUUCAGGAACAGAUCCGGAAGAGAUGUGUGGAAGCUCUGAAGAACGAUGGCGUUGACUGUCCAGUCUUCUUGGUCUCCUCCUUCAUCCCUGAAGCCUACGACCUCCCUCUCCUUCGGGAAGAACUCCAGAAACAGGCUUCUGAGUGGAAGAGGAAGGCAUUGAGGAGAGUGAUCCCGACCGUCUCCUCCCAGCUGGUCAGGCUCAAGAGCAAAGUGCUGAUGAAGGACGUGUGGGGGAAGACCUUGCAAGUUGGCCUCUCCUCUGUGGACGAUCUCAAGGAGACUGUGGUCGAAACGCUCCUGGCCAUCAUCACCAGCUUCUGCAUCCACCUUGGUCUGAAUGAAACGUCUGUCGUGAACACAGCCCAGUGUACUGGCAAAGCAGCCCAUCUGCUUCAGGAACAGAUCCAAAGCCGCUUUGCCCGGCCAAUGCACUCCACCGAGGUGCUCAACCUCAUAGUUAAGUCUCCCUCAUGGAACAGCUGGGCGUGGAGCUAUGUGCCGUACUGGGGCCAAAGAAGCAAUGUGGAGGCCACCAUCUCAGUGGAGAAAGUUUACAACCUGCUAAAAGAAGCUGUAGUGGAACUGUCCGAAGACGCAGAGAGGCUGCUACUGGCAGCCUUCUCAGAGGAUUAGAGGAGGAAGAGGGAUAGAUUGAUUUUGGGAUGUGGGGAGAGGAAGGGCCAACCACCUUUGUCGCUGUUUAAAAACAGCGGAGAGAAAAGUAACGGGAGAAAAGUCCCUGCGAUAGGACACACUGAGGCAAGAGCAAAGAUUGCUUGGCAUAGUGUCCGGUGGUGGUGUCAAUGAUGGUGUUUUUCGGAAGGGCCCAGCAAGAUUUGGCUGUA
Pseudonaja textilis is the source of this 2201-nucleotide messenger RNA. RefSeq names its product interferon-gamma-inducible GTPase 10-like. NCBI's taxonomy places the organism in Eukaryota, Metazoa, Chordata, Lepidosauria, Squamata, Elapidae. The record is from RefSeq and is a predicted model, not a curated record. Gene Ontology annotation, molecular function: GTP binding. Gene Ontology annotation, cellular component: membrane.